Messenger RNA from Galdieria sulphuraria, 829 nucleotides. RefSeq lists its product as uncharacterized. Gene Ontology annotation, cellular component: chloroplast. Gene Ontology annotation, biological process: defense response. The record is from RefSeq and is a predicted model, not a curated record. Bases 132 to 785 code for a protein of 217 amino acids. Lineage: Eukaryota; Rhodophyta; Bangiophyceae; Galdieriales; Galdieriaceae. The transcript has 5 exons.
AAACUCUAAGCGAAAACAGCUUUAUUCAACAUUUUCAUUUUCAAAUGAUCAGAAAUUUCUGUGCCUUUCAAUGUCAAGUUUUAGGGUCCACUCACAGAAAGUUUUUCAGAGCAACUUGUACAACUUUCAGAAUGCAUACCAUGACUGAGAGACGAAAUAUUACAAAACAAUGCAAGUCAUGCUUGGAAAUGAAUAAAGAACAAAGCACCGCGAGUACGGAGGAACUUUUGAAUCCAGCGAAACUGGCUUCUCUGCAGCGUCAAUACAAAGAGCUGUUGGAGCAGUUUGAGCAAACUUUGGAUAAACAUAACAGGAAAGAAAUGCAGUUAAGGCUUGAGAAACUAGAGAGAAAUAUUGAGCUAGAGAAACGUUCUGUUAUGACAAGUGGGUUGAGAAGUUUAUUCGUAGUUCAAGCAAUUGUCUCUCUUUCUGUUGGAGGACUUUUAGCAGCCAAUAAGUUUCCUUUUGUUCAAGAAGUACCUCUUGUGUUCCGUGCGUUGGGAUUUUGGAUGGUCUGGUUAUUCACUAUUCCUUCUUUGCGAGCCCGAAAACCGAAUAUGGCAGAAAAGAACGCUUUAAAUGUAGCCUUCUUAGCUUGUCCUGUUGCUAACGUUGUGAUUCCGUUCGUCAACAAAGAUACCUUCCUUCUUUGGUUUGUUAACGUUUCUGUAGUUCUUAGCCUUUAUGGUUAUUAUUUCUUUUUGAGCGACGAAGCUGUUCGCGCACAAAGUCAACUGAAAAUUCGUGGCAUUUUGAGGUAUCUUGAUUGGGGUAGUUGGCGUUGAACUCAGAAACUUUGGCAAAAUGGUAUAAAAAGUAUUUUUGGGAA